Messenger RNA from Porites evermanni, 6478 nucleotides. Lineage: Eukaryota; Metazoa; Cnidaria; Anthozoa; Scleractinia; Poritidae. The record is from the annotation of a GenBank genome assembly.
AUGUAUUCUUUAAACUGGACCAUGUGGACGCUUCUUUCUUUCCAUUUUUUUUUAAUUUCUUUCCACUUACAAACAGGCAGCGCCACAUCUGUCACUCCAGGUGAGAUUAAACCUAAAUCAUCAGGCUUUGACAAUUUGAAAAUAUAUCUUUCGAAUUGUUUCCUUGUGGUAUGUAGAUCGUGUACAUGGAACUUGCAUACAAAUUUGUGACAAAUUGAAAGUUACUCGUUGGAAAUAUCUAAGUUAAUCAAGCUGUAACCUUUUUAAAAUUCCGAUAGUUUGUUGUCGCCUAUGGGACUGUGGCCUCAAUUAUGCACUGUGUAAAACCCAAAACAGGAAUAUGACCGCCACAGAUAGAUUAAGUAUUAGAUAGGUAUUAUUUGUGGUAUACAAUCAGAAUUUCUGUUUUACGACUUAUUUUUAGUAGCUCAAACACUUGAAUACCGUCACAUAUGUACUGGUACCCUUAGGUAGUUCGGUCAGUUCGUACAAGAAUUGACAGUACUAUAAAUUGCAAGUAUAAAAUUUUAAUACUUAAUUUAAUAUUUAGUCAUUUCUCUCCCCCGUUUCACAACUUUACAGACUUCAUUCUUAAUACCGAGUGAAUGGGAUCAUAAGACUCUACUAAUUUCGCAAGCAAUGGGGGAUUUUUUUACUAAGACCUGUUUUAUAAUUUGAAGCGGCGUCGUCCGGCCAACAGAGACCGUCUAGUCAACUGAGUCAGUUGUUUUAAACAAACACAAGAACAAAACAUUGCCGAUAUCAUCAUUAUUUUAUGAAUUUGUAAUUACUUCUGCUCGCAUUUUCCUUAGCGUUGGAGCAGUGUGGAGUGGACAUCAGUGAUAGAGCCAGGAGCGGUUUCGCCGAGUCCUCCUCUAUUCUUCAGGGGCACCCAACGACUGUUUUCUGUAAAAUAUCUGUUCGGAAAAGCAAACAUGGCCUAGAAUUUUCUAUUGGUUUAGGACGGCUAAAAAUUUCUAGAUGCCCAUUCCAUUCAUGUGCAAUUUUCGAAGCUUGUCUAAUUAUAAAUUUCCUACAUUUUUCUGAACUUUAUUUUAUUUCGGAUUCAAAAAUGUAACGGAGAGAGGAAAACGGAAAAAUUCUCUCUUUCGUAAAAUGUUAAAUUUCAUCUAAAAUUUUCGGGAAAAUAAUACAUGAAGCCCUUGUAAUUUCGAAAAGACUACAGUUCCCCUACGAUGACCGAACAGAUACAAAUUUUUUAGCGCCCCUUAGAAUGCAUUUCUAGAUAUCUAAAAGUACUCAGGAUAGCCUAAAAAGUGUUUUCAAUGUAUUUAUUGGAAAAUCGUCGUUGGUUGCCCUUGUAUUCUUUUCCAAGGCGUAGUGGACCAAUAUCGCAAAGUCAUCUCCACGUCAUGUGUGCAUAAUAUAGUCCACUUAUAUAUUCAUUUUAAAGCAAUCAAAACACAUAUAGGGCAUGAGCUUCCAUUUUAAAUACUAUAAAAAAUGAGUCGGUUGCCUUCAAUAUCAUUAAGCAUGAGGCUGUGCCGCUCAGUUUCGAAGUUUAAACGGAAUUUACUAUUUAGGAAUGGGGAAGUCGGUUAGACCUGCCCUCCGGCCAUGGAUACUUACAUAGUUUAUGCGGUUGUGUAUGACAGGUGACCAAGCCUAGCAAUUAAACUAACAGAACUCGGAGAGAAAUUCAUGAAGCAGACAGAAUAUAACCAAAACUGUAAAUAUCUUCCAGUUUUGGAAAUUUAAAAUCAAGAAGUAUAUCUUGAAUUUUCUUGGCAUGACAGCAAAGUAGUAGCAAUUUCGCGUUAUGUGAUUAACCUAUCCAGAUGCGCACAUUGAGUAAUUCACUUCUCGACAAAUAUUAAGCUAAAUUCUUUAACAAUCAAAUUCAGUGUGUGCAUGCUGAGCAAAACCCUCUAGUUUUGCCACUAUUUAUGUAGCAUUAGGCCCCCCCGAGACGAAAAGCGUAUAUAUUUUCCCUAAAAUUAGACCGCAACUUUGAUUCCUAACAUUUCUCACUCUUGACAAUGAUGUUCGAAUCAUCGAACCGUCGAGUAUAACGUUUUUAAGUUUAAUUUUUCUUGUUUAUACAGACAACCAGUUAAUACAGACAAUAUGGAAUGUCCCUUUGGUGUCCUCAGUCCGUAAUAACUGGGUUCCACUGUCAGAUUGACCACCGUCAAAAUUAACUGAACUUGAUGACCGUAAUAUUAGAGAUCAGAGAGUAAAACUAUUGUAACAAAAAUCUAGUUAGAAAACUUGAGUACUGACAGUAUUGUUUCCGUGGUCCACUAAUGAAUUUCACAGAUAACUCAACAAAUCUGUUUCAUGGGGAAGGCAAGACUGUAUUGAGAACGCCGAAUGACUCUGAUAGAAAAGGUUAGGAAACUGAGUGACUCAGUUUUUCAGAUGAGUUUGCUUCAGUAGUAUAAUGACCCUAAAUGGAGCCUGUGUCACUCAAGUUUCCUAACCCUAAUCUCUAAACUUCAGAGUAAUUAUAUGUUCGGCGGCCGUUAGGUGUUCUCGAAAAUACCCCUGCCGCUAUGCCUACUGCAGUCUUACAUAAUGUUACCACUACGUCACUAAAGUAAUCCAAUAAGCUCUUUAAUAUACAUGUCUACAUCACGAAACAGGACUACAUCUUCUUAGUACAGGCUGCGGGUCUCUUAUCGUUCUGCGGAAAUUUUCUGUUUUGCAGUGGUAUCCACUUCGUCAUUCGUAGCCUCUAACUCAACCGUUGAUGGGUCGAAUUCUACUGAGGUAGUUGUCAUGACAACUGCAACUUUAAACACAAACACUAUCCAGCCUUUAGAAAUUUCGUCAACAGUAGUUUCUGUACCUUCCUCAUCAGGUAAGCGAUCGUUGUAAGCUGUUGAAUAAUCUCAUUCCCUGAGUCCUCGUUACCCUUGUCCAGUGGAACGGGAGACGCAGACCUCUGGGAUAAUCCAUUCUCCCGUGACAGGAUUCUUGGUCUCGUCUCAUCUGCGCCAGCGUGAAAAGAAAAUACUUAUAGUGUCUAUUUAAAAAGUCAUGCGCAAUGCUGGUCACUGGACCAUCUGCCUCGCUCUCAGGCAGUCAAGCACCGUUAUGGCGCGGAAGAUCGACUGGAGACGCGCGCAGCGUGAGCGCUAUUAAAAGAGACCGACGCUCGGGAAAAGUGGCUUAAGGUUAUGGUUAUGUUAGAGUUUGCAAUUCUUGACAGGUAUUUGAUCACUGAAUAAAAUAACCGUAACCAUCAAAAAAGGCAUAUCAGACUUACUUGAUGAAAGAAGAUCUUAAUCCUUUAAGAAAAUGUCCCAAUGCGUGAUGAGCAAAUUCGAAUAUAUUAGAUUGUGAAUUAAUAAGUGCUUUGUCUUUCGUGAUAGUUCUUUCCCCCUCUACAUCAUCCCCGCCUUCCGAAGGGGAACAACAGGCAGUGUUAAUGACAGUAGCCGGAAUGACUAUCGCAGAUGUAAGUAACUGAUGCCACUUUUUGAAUUCCUACCUAAAGUGAGUUGAACGAAUUUGUCUUUAAGGGGCAACUCUCGGGAAAAUAACCCCUGCUUUUUUUUGUUUGUUUUCUGUUUUACCUUUUCUAUGGUUUCCUUAUAGUACGUAAUAUCUUCAUUUGAUGAAAUUACAGUUAUAUCUGCGAAACGUAUAUUUGUACGAUUUUCAUAAAACUCGCUUUUUGCCGCCAUUGUGAUCAUUGUGAAAACAUAUGGAUUUCGGUCACGUGAUUUUACGUCACAGGUGUGGAACGCGGAUUCUCAAGUGAAGAUUAUAAGAGAAAAACGAACUAAACUUCUCUUGAUGACCACCCCUUGUCCGCGGUACAGGGAAGUGUGAGACGUUAUCGAUACCAGCUCGUCAGAAAAGGUUCUAACCUUCUCUUAUAGACACUCUGAACAAUAAAUAUGUACAUGGUACAUAGUACAAGGGAGUGCUACGUAUACCGCGAAAAUUUAAUGGAUAUAUCAAUGACACCAACAUCUUGAUUAGUAUUGUAGAACCGUUUAGCGAUACUACGUAGCUUGUCAGAAAAGACUCUACCAUUCCCACAGACGCCAAUAAAAAAAAUCAGGUUUCUAAUUCAUUCUCACAGACUUCCACAACAAGUGAAGACGUUCACAGUGAAGGCCAGGAAAAUAGUCAGACUCGGAAAAAGAAAUUUGAAUUCUUCAAUGAAAACCCCCUAUUUGGUUUAUUUUUUUCACUUUUGCUUGUUUUAAUUUUAGGAACAGUUUACUGGAAAUGAAAUAUUCUUCCUCCUUUUUUUCAGUUCGAAUUGAAAAAAAGUAGUUUUGUCACCGCUUUGGAGACAGCUGUGGAGAUGUACUGCUCAAACCGCAGUUGUGAAGAAACAAAUCGGAAGAGGUACAAUAAUAAACAGCAAAAACAAAUAUCAACUCUCCGCGCCGAGUCACACUUGUAGUAUCAAAGUGUAAAUAGGAAAUAUCGUGCGUUGAGUGGCCCGUUUGCUAAGGAGUGGAAAGUUGGUGUCAGUGAAUUUCAGGUUACAAAUUGAGUCUUUCUAAGAGCCCGACCUCGAAAACCGAUAUUCUAUUUUUUUUGGCAGAAACAAUUUACAUUUUAGGCUUCUUAUCUACCUGUUGUUCUGUUAUACGCGCUUAUUAAUUCCUCUAGCUAACUACCAGCAUAUGGGUUUUGUAGAGGAGGGAUCAGUAGAUUAUUUUAAACAAAAAUUUGUUCUUAAGGUUUUCUACAAGUAUCAUCGAAUUUGCCUUUAAAACUGGCUAUUGCAACAUGGAAGCUGUUCUUUAGGUGGUAACUUUACGGCCAGUACAUGGAAAAGCUAGUUCCAUGUGUUACGAUAGCUUCUGGAAAUUUUCGCUGGUUUACGACAAUUACAAGUACUUUUAAUUGCGGUUUUCUAAAUUUGCCCUUCGACCCUCUUCAAAUUUGUUUUUCGGAGAAUGGUUGACUGAUUUUCAAAGCUCCCGCGAGUACUAAUGACACUAAUAUAUGAAAAACUGAUCGUUAACGGAUCGUUAAGUCCCUAGCAUUCAGGGCCGGGUUGUUCGAAGCUGGGUUAAGAUAACCCCGGGUUAGCGCUAACCGGCGUUCGAACAACUGGGCCCUGGGCGAUACGCAAUUUGUUUUUUCCCUUUCUUGCGUUAUUUCUAUAAGAGUACAAGCCAUGGAAAAGAUGGAAAAUGGUUGUUGAUUUGUUGAAUAAGCCGCGGAAAACUGUUCUGAAUUUGUUUAGGGGAAGAGGUUGUACUGUGUAUAUGGACUAAGAUUCCGUUGUAGUAGUGACUGUAUGAGCCAGGCUAUCUGGUAAUUCUAGGGUUAAAAACCUUAUAUGACUGGAGUUAUUUUGUUUUGUUGCAAGAUAGAGAUAUGAUCAACAAUAUCAUUCCACCAGCUGAAUAAAAUUCCCAAAACAAAAAGCAAUUGAAAUUGUUUUAUUCCGUUCCUACUUCCAGGCGCGCAACGAGUGUUGAGCAAGUAUACAUAGUAUCCGGGUAUCCGCAAGAAAGCACCUUUUCCCCAGGCGAACUGCUGGUAGCCGUGUUUGUGUCUACAGGAGGAAGCAAAUUUCUAUCAAAAGACACUCUUUUUGCUGUUGUUGAAGAGUUUCGCGGAAACCUUAGUACUGCGCUGGGCAAAGAGAUCACAGGUUUGGGUCGACUUCAUCCAGAUUUCGUCCAGGCAACAGAAUCCUCAGGGAGUUCAGGAAAAAGCAACAUCUUGUACUACUUCUUUGCGGCAUUUGGCGGCGCGUUGCUUAUUUUGGCAGUUUGUAUAUUUGUGACUUGCUGGUAAGGACACAGAUACUUUAAUUUAAUUCAGUUCAAUUCAAUCCAAUUUCAAUGCCCACAUAAUUAUGAGAUUUAUAAAACGAAGCAAAUAAAAUGCAGUGGGGAAGGACCAGCCACCACCAGACCCCCCCUCCCCGCCCCCCUCCACACAGACACAGACACAGACACACAGACACACAGAUGGUGGGGAGCAGGGUAAACGAGGGGGGAAACUAGGGGAGACUCCCCUCAUUUUGAACAGGCUACAUAUUCCCCGGGAGCCCCGAAACCGACCCUGACGGUGAGGCAAUAGUGAACUUACGCAAGAGGACGGGAGAGGAAAAAAGACGGCAAAGCUUGUGGUACAAGAGUGGCAAUAAUUUUGUUUGAAAAAAAAACUUGUCUCAAACCUCAUCUUCCUUUAAACCGUCCUUUUUGUAAAAGACCAAAAAACAUUGAUAUUUGGUGAAGAUCACUACAGAACAUGCAAGUAAUAGCCCGGUCACGUUUGUCACACAAGUGUUUUGCCGUCCUCCUGUUUCUGUCGUCCUGUUGCGUAAACUCACUACUCAUACAGAAAAACAGGAGAUUGUGACCGACCUGGGGCAGUUGAUUUGUGUUUUAACCCUCUUAACAUUUUACCGUGUUUUUGUUUGCUUUAUAGGAUUGGCCGUAAAGAAAAUUCAAACGGCAAUGAGGUGAGACCGCUGACCACGAGUAAUUUACAACUCGUUGAAAACCAAGGUGGACAAAAAACCUAA